GCUGGCAUCUUAGCGAUUGAGUUGCUAACACCCACUUUAACUUUAACCUUCUCAACCUCCGCAUCAUCAUUGACUUCAACCACUUCAACCUCGGCGUCAUCAUUGACUUCAACCACUUCCUCGGCGUCAGCAUUGACUUCAACCACUUCCUCGGCGUCAGCAUUGACUUCAACCACUUCCUCGGCGUCAUCAUUGUCUUCAAUCACUUCAACCUCCACACCACCUUCGUCGCCCUCAACCUCCUUACUUGCAUCAUCCAAUAGCACUGGCAGUACGACUACGUCACAGACAACCCUCUCCACUGCUACGCGCUCAACAAACUCAACCUUUGCAGUCACUUCAACCUCUACGUGGCCGACAUCCACUUCUGUCAGCUGCAGCACCUCUUCUACGAGGACAUCUACCGUGUCGUCCACGAGCGGUACCAGCUCCUCAUCCACAACACACUCAAGAAGUAGCACCUCGGCAAGUAGCAGCAGCACUGUGUCCCAAAGCAGCGCUUCAUCCACUGCUUCAUUGACAUCAAGCACCGCCUCUCACACUCACACAUCUUCAACGACGCAAUCUUCAAGCACCUUAACCACAUCAGUGAGUUCGACUUCCACUGAGACAUCAACGAGUACUACAUCAAGCCAAAGCUCUUGGACCAGCUCGAGUACUUCGAGCACUUCCUCCACGUCCUCGAGUCGAAGCUUGACCGAGACCAGCGUGACCAGCAGCAGCAGGACCUCCACCUCGACUUCAAGCAGCAGCACGACGAGCACCAGCACGCUGCUGGAUUCCGUCAAGCUUCCGGAAGGAGUUCUGGGCACCAUGGCUGGAAACAUCCUUGCAGAAUCGCUCAGCAUCGCAAGCGAGGUGAUCUUCUCCAAGGAUGAGACGUCGCUUUCGCAGGUAGUGGAGUCAGGAGUUGUUACUGUCAUCAAGUUGGGCGCCAGCACUUCCAGCAACGUGGUCCGAAUCAAUCGAAGUGAUGCUGAAGGUUCGGAGGUUGUGGUGUUGCUGCCGGAGACGUUGAACGACUUGGCCACAGGGAAUUUGAUGCUGGUUGUCACAGAUUUGCUUCCAGCCGUUGGUAAAUCCUUUCCACAGAAAAAAGACACUGACCCCAUUCUGCUGAAUUCCAAUUCUCUGCUGGAGAUCUCUUUUGCACAGGAAAUCCAAGGAGAAGUCUCGGUGCUCGAAAUCAACAACUUAACUGAUCCACUCACCUUCAAGAUCAGCGAUGAAGCGCCCGUCGCUGGGGAUGAGUGUGUCUACUUCGAUCCGCUGGCAGAUGUGUGGUCCACCGAUGGUGCCCAACUGCUGGAGGCGGAUCCGCGCGGCAACGCCAACAGGUCGGGCAGCUGGUGCGCAGUGACUCACACAUCCAUCUUCGCCAUUGCACAGUCGAUCGACUUCGGAAAGGCAUUGGUCACCGAGCGGACCGUGAAAGCAGAAGGUUACUUCGUUGCAGUCCUUUUGGCCUUCGCUGCAUGUUGUUUCAUCGUGCCGGCCCUGUGCGUGGUGGUGCUCCGUCGCCUCAAAGCGCCAUCCGUUGGGAAAGCUUAUCUCACCGCCAGGGGCCGCAGCAGGGCGAUUACCUUCUCGAUGACUAAGAUGGUCAGUGAAAAGGAGGAUGGUCAAACUGACGGCAAGGUGCUGGUGAAGUGGGAUGUGACGCCGGAUGUGCUGGAGGAUUUGGACAGCCUGAAACUGCGCCAUGUCUCCACUGAGUUGAGCACCAAGAGUCGAGAAGUGAUACGUGUGCAGAGUCUGAAAAACAAUUCUGCCUUGGAACGAUCGCCCAGAUCUGCGAGUUCCAGGCACAGUGAUGGCACAGUGACUAGCCAUGUGUCCUUUGACACCGACGCUUCUGUUCCUGCAGAUAGGGUGGAUCAUUCGAUAGUGGUGUGUAGUAUCGAUGAUCUUCUACCACCGACGCCACCAGCCCUACCGGAAGCCUAUGGAGAUGGUGAGAUGGUGUUGUAUUGGUCACAGUCGUUGCAGCAGAAUGCGUCUGCUGUCAUUGUGGGGAAGGGGACCUGGAGCAGUGAUGAACAAGGUGAAAUUUGGCCAGCUUACGAUUGUCGAGUUGGUCGACAUCAGCAACUUCGCUGUCGAGUGCCAUUGUCCUUACUGCGACCAGCCCCAAUGGUUGGGGAGAAGAUUGUUGUACAGAUCUGUGGCGAAUGGUUCCCAGCUCGUUUCAUGGCAUCCUUCUUUUUCCUUGAGGUUGCGCGGGUCGCUUUGGCGGAGUCGAACCAUGAGGCCCUCGAUGGUUUGUCAGAUGACUUGCAAGUGCCAUUUCGGUGCAUUGGACGGCGCUUCUCCAAAGGGCAGAUGUGCAGAAUCUAUAGAGGACAAGAUGGGUGGGUGAAUGCUCGCAUCGAAGAAGACAAGGUGGAUACAUUUGACCUACCGUCAUCUUCGGUUGAGAAUGCAGAUGUGAGUUCACCUGGCCAAGUAUUGAUUUCCUUGGACAGUGAGAUGCGGCGCCUUCCACUCUCCUUGGUGAGAACUUCAGUUCUGGAGAUUUGAAUCCGAGCUAUCCUUCACGUUCAGAUGCAAAGCAUUGUGAACUUCAUUAGCAUUAUAGACUUUAAUAGCUUUGCUCAGAUUUCCCUGUCAAAUUCUUAGUCUUAAUUUCCCUCUAAUGAAACCAAAGGGAAGAAUGCUCAAAACCCUUCGCCUUUGUCCAGGUUCAAUAAUUUGAACCUGGAGGCCGGGAUUUGUCAGACAUGGCCCGACUAAGUCGUGGAUGAUGCUGGAGAAAAGGCGUUGAUGUCGAAGCUAGUUGGUAUAGAAUAGAGUCCGUUGAAUUAAGUAGAAUAGAUCAUCAAACAAUAUACAUACGUAUUACUACUAAUUAAUCUUGUUUUAUUUUGGGACCAUUUAGGAGCAAGGUUUGGCUCUGGUCCGGGGUGGGAAGUUCCCCCUCACACUUCGGACAGCACUAGCCGGUAGCCUUAGGGCCGCGCCG
Molecule: messenger RNA, 2962 nt
Organism: Durusdinium trenchii
Lineage: Eukaryota; Dinophyceae; Suessiales; Symbiodiniaceae
Source: the annotation of a GenBank genome assembly